Messenger RNA from Apaloderma vittatum (bar-tailed trogon), 947 nucleotides. RefSeq names its product leucine zipper and CTNNBIP1 domain containing (gene LZIC). NCBI's taxonomy places the organism in Eukaryota, Metazoa, Chordata, Aves, Trogoniformes, Trogonidae. Gene Ontology annotation, biological process: negative regulation of Wnt signaling pathway. The record is from RefSeq and is a predicted model, not a curated record. Gene Ontology annotation, cellular component: cytosol; nucleus; beta-catenin destruction complex. Gene Ontology annotation, molecular function: beta-catenin binding. The transcript is spliced from 6 exons. Bases 47 to 619 code for a protein of 190 amino acids.
UAGGAGUGUCAUGUAACAACUUCAAAUUUUCAUAGGAAAACAGAAAAUGGCUUCAAGAGGAACAACAGAGACCAGUAAACUAAAACAAAACUUGGAAGAGCAGUUGGAUAGAUUAAUGCAGCAGCUUCAAGAUCUAGAGGAAUGCAGAGAGGAGCUUGAUGCAGAUGAGUAUGAAGAGACCAAAAAAGAAACUCUAGAACAGCUGAGUGAGAUCAAUGACUCCCUGAAGAAGAUUAUGUCUGGAGAUAUGACUUUGGUGGACGAGCUCAGUGGGAUGCAACUGGCAAUACAAGCAGCCAUCAGCCAAGCAUUUAAAACUCCAGAAGUCAUUAGAAUGUUUGCAAAGAAGCAACCAAGACAAUUGAGGACGAGGUUGGCAGAGAUGGACCGAGACUUAAUGGUUGGGAAGUUGGGACGAGACCUCUACACGCAGCAGAAGGUGGAAAUCCUGACUGCCCUCAGAAAGCUUGGGGAGAAGCUCACUCCAGAUGAGGAGACGUUCUUUUCAGCAAAUGCUGGUGCAGCCCUGAGCCAGUUUGAGAGAGUCUCCACUGACCUCGGAUCAGGAGACAAAGUCUUUGCUCUAGCAAGUUUUGAAGUAGAAAAGGCAAAACAAUGAAGAGGUGCGUGAGGCUUGUGUCUCUCCAGUUAUCAGCAGCACUGGACUUCUGUCAUAUUGCAUUUGUUUUUCUAUUUCUAACAUGCUGAAAAAAAACAGAGCAAAACAAAAAACCUAAACCUCUUGGGUUCUUAACCAGAAGAUACGAAGUCAACAGCCUUAAGUGCACUUUGGAUCCUUGGUGUCUGUACCCCUUAGUAACAUAAGCUCUGAGGCUGAACACUAAGUGGUACUCUAAAAACUAAAGCAUGGUAUGAUGGUCUUUGGAAAGAAUUUUGAACUCUUCUGAAUAUGUAUUUCUCUAACUAUUAAAACGUAGUCUUUUUGC